Molecule: messenger RNA, 2144 nt
Organism: Triticum dicoccoides
Lineage: Eukaryota; Viridiplantae; Streptophyta; Magnoliopsida; Poales; Poaceae
Product: eukaryotic translation initiation factor 5-like
Exons: 2
Coding region: 507-1853 (448 amino acids)
Biological process (GO): translational initiation; formation of cytoplasmic translation initiation complex
Cellular component (GO): cytosol
Molecular function (GO): GDP-dissociation inhibitor activity; translation initiation factor activity; eukaryotic initiation factor eIF2 binding
Source: RefSeq, a predicted model, not a curated record
CCACAAUCCCAAUCCCUACCCCGAGCCCGACUGGAAGCGCAGCUCUCUCCCAGCCGAGGCGGCGCGACCUCCUCCCGCCGCCCCGCCGGACCCCUCGCCGCCCGACGCUCGCCUCUCCAUCCAGAUCCGCCCCUCUCGUCUCGCCGCCUGCCAGAUCCACCGGCCGCCUCCCCUCCGAUCUUGUUUUGUUGGUAGCAGCCUCUAUAUCGCUGCAAUCUGACAAAGUGGAGGGCCUAGAAGGUGAAGCUUCUUUUAUGUCUGAACAAGCAUCGGUUUAUUUGGGAUCAGUUGGAUUGCUGGGAGAGUAUUCUCGCUUGACGAGAAAAAGGCACAAGGUUGUGAUCCCCUGCAUGCAUCAAGAGCCCAUUACGUUCUUUGGUUCUGAGAGUUCACUUGCUACAGCCAGUGCAAAAAGUCAGCUCAGUUUUCUUCAAGGGCCCGCAGCUACUGCCGUUUCUGAAAUUUUCCACAUCUGAUAGCAUCUGCUGCAGAAAGCUUGAAUCAAGAUGGCGCUGCAAAACAUUGGUGCUUCAAACAAGGAUGAUGCCUUCUACAGGUACAAGAUGCCAAGAAUGUUGACAAAAAUAGAAGGCCGAGGUAAUGGCAUCAAGACAAAUAUUGUGAACAUGGUUGAUAUAGCAAAAGCACUUGCCAGGCCCGCUUCCUACACCACUAAGUACUUUGGAUGUGAGCUUGGAGCACAAUCAAAAUUUGAUGAGAAAACAGGAAUUGCCUUGGUCAAUGGUGCUCAUGAUACUUCAAAGCUGGCUGGCCUUCUUGAGAACUUCAUCAAGAAGUAUGUGCAGUGUUAUGGCUGUGGCAAUCCUGAGACUGAGGUCCUCAUCUCCAAGAAAGAGAUGAUAACUCUGAAAUGUGCUGCCUGUGGCUUCCUCUCUGAUGUUGACAUGAGGGACAAGCUCACUACAUUCAUCCUGAAGAACCCGCCAGAACAGAAGAAGGGAGGCAAAGACAAGAAAGCUAUGCGAAGAGCUGAGAAGGAGCGGAUGAAAGAAGGUGAAGCUGCUGAUGAGGAGAUGAAGAAACUCAAAAAGGAUGCAAAGAAGAAAGGUGCUUCUUCCAAGGAUACAAAGAAAAAGGCUGCUGGGGGAGGUUCGGAUGAAGAACAUGCAACCUCACCAACUCACAGUCAAGGUGCUGACAUUGCAGCUGCUGGAGAUGAUGAUGACGAUGAUGAUGUGCAGUGGCAGACUGACACAUCAGCGGAAGCUGCGAGAAAGCGCAUGGAGGAGCAGCUGAGUGCAGCAACUGCUGAAAUGGUUAUGCUUGCCACCGAGGAGACGGAGAAGAAGAAGAAACAGGCCCUGCACAAAGAGGGCAGUUCCAAUGGGACACCAAAGGCUGAAGGUAAUUCCAAUGGCAACCAGACUGGGCCAAAGACCACUCCUUAUGACGAACUGGUUGAAGAGAUCAAGGCCAACUUGGGCAAUGCUGCCACCGCAGCUCAGCUCAAGGGUGUCCUCUCCUCCUCAGCCCUGCCCCCCAAGGACGUGAUGCAUGCUCUCUUUGAGGCACUCUUCCACGGCGUGGGCAAGGGGUUUGCAAAGGAAGUGGUGAAGAACAAGAAGUACCUUUCCGCUGCGGUGCCUGAUGAAGGGUCCCAGAUGCUCCUGCUCCAGGCUAUCGAGGCGUUCUGUGGCAAGUGCAGUGCUGAAGCCCUGAAGGAAGUCCCCGUCGUCCUGAAGGCCCUCUAUGAUGGAGACGUCCUCGAGGAAGAAACCAUUGUCCAGUGGUACAAUGAAGCUGUCGCUGCCGGCAAGAACUCCCAGGUGGUGAAGAGCGCCAAGCCGGUCGUGGAGUGGCUCCAGAGCGCCGAAUCUGACGACGACGAGUGAGAGGCAGUACUGCGAUUCCCUACCACCCUACUACUAAGCGUCUUUGAUAAGUCUCUGUCGUUGUUUUUCAGCUUUUCGUAUUUGUGGUGUUUAAACUUUGAGUUAUUGGUUAUUUCAGUAUCUGAGUCAGUUUGGUGUUUAAACCUUGAGUUAUUGGUUAUUUCUGUAUCGAGUCAGUUAUUAAACGAAAGACAAUAUGCCUGGUCUGUUUCAUCUGGUGUGCCUGUUUGUUUUAUUGCCAUCUUUGGAUGAAACUACGUUUGAAUACAUUAAAUGUGAGAUGUUGUUAUA